AUGCAGUAUUCAGAAAACCUUCGCGGAAGAGCAAUCUCAUCUCGCCGGGACCAACUCUAUGAUAUAUUAUCAGGUUCAAACGCCGCAGCACAAAAAGAGGUGCGCGGUGGACGAUCAGGAAAAGUGAUCUUGUGGGUAAGAGAGAAUCUAGGAUUUGAAGACGGGAGAGAUGAAGACAUCGCCAGGUACAUCAGCGUCGGAUUGAAGCAAAUUGUGUUGGAAGAUCUACUCCAGGAGAGGCUCGAUGUCGAAGACCAAACGGAGGCAAACCCGUCUGGAGUCGGUGUGCUCACUACUCUGGCAAUCAAGUCUUUUAAAAAGCUUUCUCUACUGGAGAUUCCGCAAUUCCUGGAUCACAUCAUCGCCGCUGAAGUUGAUUCACCAGCCCUGGGGUCAAAGGGGACCAAAAUAGGAUUCCUAUAUUGGAUCAGUGGGCUCUCUCGAAAGAUUGCAGAAUUUCUAGCUCUUUAUGAUGAAAGCAUUGCGAUUGAGAACCAGGCAAGCCAAAAUGCUACGCGAGUUGCUCGUGAAAGUUGGCGCCAAACACCCAUUUUGACAUCGCCCCAAGAUGCACCUGCGGACUACGGAACCCCGCAAUCACGUUUGCGGGCUUCAAAUACAUACGCUGCUCUGUCGUCAUCGGCAGCUCAGACCGAAAGCCCCUGA
Molecule: messenger RNA, 666 nt
Organism: Penicillium diatomitis
Lineage: Eukaryota; Fungi; Ascomycota; Eurotiomycetes; Eurotiales; Aspergillaceae
Exons: 2
Coding region: 1-666 (221 amino acids)
Source: RefSeq, a predicted model, not a curated record